This is a messenger RNA of Cladophialophora psammophila CBS 110553, 1794 nucleotides long. Its product is annotated as NCS1 family nucleobase:cation symporter-1. The record is from RefSeq and is a predicted model, not a curated record. Gene Ontology annotation, molecular function: nucleobase transmembrane transporter activity. Bases 1 to 1794 code for a protein of 597 amino acids. Gene Ontology annotation, cellular component: plasma membrane. Lineage: Eukaryota; Fungi; Ascomycota; Eurotiomycetes; Chaetothyriales; Herpotrichiellaceae. Gene Ontology annotation, biological process: nucleobase transport; transmembrane transport. The transcript is spliced from 4 exons.
AUGCUCUCUCCUAAGUCUCCUGCCCCUCAACAUGCCGUCAUCGAGCUCGACGAUUUUGCAACUUCCUCGUCCCCUUCACAGAGACUGUCGCACUGGGAAGCUGCCGAACCUCUGCUGUCUCAGUCGAACAGCCCUGCUGCCGGGUCGCUGCUCAAGAUGAGAGCAACCAUGCCCAGAUUUCCGAAAUCCAAGGCCACAUGGCUGCUCUCGAGGCUGCAGACAGAAUCGGAGCCUGGCCUCACAAACGCCCAGUUGAUGCUCAUCAAUCAUGACCUGAAGCCCGUCGAGCCGCAACGACGCCAGUGGACGGCUUGGAGCUUUAUCGGUAUGGAAUUUGUCGCAGGCAUAUUCUGCCUACGGCUCGCAUGGUGGCAUGCAUUGAUCUGUAUUUUGAUCGGGUACUCCGUCUCUGCCAUGUUCGUCUGCUCGACGGGACGAAUAGGAGCCGUGUACCACAUCUCCUUUCCCGUUGUCUCCCGUGCAUCAUUCGGCAUAUGGGGGUCACUCUGGCCUGUUUUCAAUCGAGCAGCUAUGGCCUGCGUUUGGUACGGCGUGCAGGCUUGGAUCGGUGGUCAGUGCAUCACUCUGAUGAUUCGAUUCAUCUCGCCCUCUUUCUACACGCUUCACAACGGCAUCCCUAACUUGGGUACUAACACGAGAGACUUUGUGGGCUUUUUCAUUUUCUGGGUUGCAUCUCUUCCCGCCAUCUGGUUUCCCGUCCACAAGAUCCGCUAUCUUUUCAUGGUCAAGUCUUGCUUCGUCCCGGUCGCUGCGCUCACACCUUUUAGCUGGGCGAUUGGCCGUGCACAUGGCAUCGGUCCGAUCGUGAAAGAGCCGGCGACGGCCUCAGGGUCUCUGCUUGCCUGGGGUUGGAUGGUUGGCAUCAUGAGUCCUAUUGCCAACUUUGCAACCUUGAUUGUCAAUGACCCCGAUUUCUCCCGUUUCGCCAGAAAACCACGAGAUGCUCUGUGGACACAGCUUUUCACCAUCCCCAUUGGGUUCGUUGUAACCUCUUUCGUGGGCAUCAUUGUGUCGUCUUCGUCGAAAGUCAUCUACGGCACGGCCAUCUGGAAUCCUUUGUAUCUUCUCUCGCAAUUCCUUUUGGAUGAUGCUACGCGUGCUGACAGAUUCGGCGUCUUCGUCAUUGCGGCUGCGUUCGCGCUCGCCCAGCUUGGAACGAACAUUGCAGCCAACAGCGUUUCAGCAGGGACGGACAUGACAGCCUUGCUACCUCGAUACCUCAACAUCCGCCGAGGAGGAUACAUCUGUGCAAUCAUCGGCCUCUGCAUGUGCCCUUGGAACUUGUUGAAUACCUCGAACAAUUUCACUACAUAUCUGUCAGCGUACAGCGUCUUCCUGUCGUCCAUUGCGGGCGUAAUCAUCUGUGAUUACUAUUUCGUGCGAAAGGGAUAUUAUUCGCUGAAGGAUCUGUACUCGGCCCGAGAGGGCUCGCCAUAUUACUAUCACUUCGGCGUAUCAUGGAGGGCAUAUACUUCUUACAUUUGCGGAGUUCUUAUUAAUGUUGUUGGUUUCGCCAGCGCGGUCGGGGCCAAAGUGCCAAUCGGGGCGAACUAUAUCUACAGAGUAAACUUCUUCGCCGGGUUUGUCAUCUCGUCACUCGUCUACUAUGUCCUGUGUUGGAUCAAGCCCGUUCCAGCCACGAGCUCGGUGUGGAGCGAGAAGGGCGACGAAGCCGACGGCGCGUUCAGCGUGGCUGGUAUUCCGUGCGAUGACGCACUUGACGAGGAGAACUCAAUCGAAAUGGCCUCCAUUGCAGAGGAUAAGCGGAAGUAG